Molecule: messenger RNA, 1497 nt
Organism: Exophiala aquamarina CBS 119918
Lineage: Eukaryota; Fungi; Ascomycota; Eurotiomycetes; Chaetothyriales; Herpotrichiellaceae
Exons: 3
Coding region: 1-1497 (498 amino acids)
Biological process (GO): transmembrane transport
Molecular function (GO): transmembrane transporter activity
Source: RefSeq, a predicted model, not a curated record
AUGCCUGGCGCUGAUGGCGCCUACGAAGCUAAGGUGACCAUUAUGAACGAGGCAAUUCUCGAUAUUGGUAUGGGCCCAUUUCAGUGGAAGAUAUUUGCCACCACAGGCUUUGGCUGGUUUGUGGACAAUUUUUGGUUGCAAGCUAUCACCAUCAUUUCUCCGCCUGUUAAGCGCGAGUUCGGUGUCAAGCGUAUCGCCUUCCUGACCGUAGCCAAGUACGCUGGCCUCGUAGUGGGAUCAACUCUUUGGCCGAUGACUGCCGAUUUCAUCGGCCGCCGUCCUGCUUUCAACAUCACUUUGGCUAUAUCUUCCAUGGCGGCGCUGGUUGGUGCAGGAGCUCCCAACUUUGUCGCCAUUGCAGCUUGCUGUGCUUUCAUUGGGUUCGGCACCGGAGGUAACCAACCCGUGGACAGCGCUAUCUUCCUCGAGUUUAUCCCAGCCACCCACCAGAAUCUCCUGACUGUGCAAUCCGCAUUCUUGUCUCUUGGUCAGGCUAUCGCAGCUCUUAUUGCUUGGCCUCUGAUUGCGAACCAUAGCUGCCCGGAAACGGGCCCAUGCAGUUUUCAGACAAACCUUGGUUGGCGUUAUGUCUAUUGGACUUUCGGCGCCAUCACACUGACUCUGUUCCUUUUGCGAUUUCUCUUUCGCAUCUACGAAACACCCAAGUACCUCCUUGGGCAAGGCAAAGAUGAAGCAGCUGUAAAUGUUAUUCAUCAGGUUGCAGCUCGAGAUGGAAGGACGACAUGGCUAAGUUUAGAUCCUUUUGAAAGGGUGGACGCUCGCCUCGCACAAUCCACUACAAUUGGAACCACUACAACCGCCAGUACCGCUCUGAAUACCUCAGCAAUAGACAUUGUCAGGCGCACUCUGAGCAAGUUCACAUUCGCAAAAAUAUCUGCCCUCUUCUCGACUCCGCGGAUGGCUUGGUCAACCAGUUUAAUGUUGCUCUUGUGGAUGUCGAUAGGCAUGGCCUACCCACUCUACAACUCAUUCAUUCCUAUCUACCUCGAGAACCGCGGUGUGAAAUCUGGAGCCUCAAGCGUUAAUAUUGUCUACAGGAAUUAUGCCAUUCAAGCAGUGUGCGGCAUUCCAGCAUCUGUGCUGGGAGGCUAUACUGUGAAUCUCAAAAGGGUUGGCCGCAAAGGGACCGGGUCUCUCGCCUGUAUCUGUACGGGGCUCUUCCUCUUCUUAUUCACUCGGGCUAGUACCCCCGCAGCGGUCCUAGGGUUUAGCUGCGCAGUUGCAUUCUUUCAGAACCUGGUGUAUGGAUUGUUGUACAGCUAUACUCCAGAACUGUUUCCAGCUCCUAUAAGAGGUACAGGGAACGGGCUGGUCAUGUUGUGCAAUCGCCUUAGCGGUUUGAUGGCGCCAAUUAUUGCGGCAUAUAUUGGCAUCGAGACGAGCACACCAAUGUGGAUCUCCGCAGCUCUCUUUGUCGCGGCUGGUGUGAUCUUUUUGGUGCUCCCCUAUGAGACCAGGGGUAAGUCCGCAUCUUAG